CCAUUCUCGAAAAAUUUAAUGCAGGCUUGCCAGAAUGGGAUGUGCUUGAAGUGCCAGAUAAUUUCUGCAUUGCAUGAACUCACCUUGAAUCUCCUCGCUUCUUCUCAAUUAUUAUGCAGCAGGUGUAUUAUUGCCCAAAUUUAUUAGAUCUAUAUUUUGUUUCUCUAAUCAAAGUACAAAUAAUUCUCAUACAGUUUUUGACUAGUUUCGACGCAAUUUGAUACUUUUUGCUUCAGCAAAAUGAAGGCCGAGAAUUUUAGUUGAUGUAAAAAUUGACAUUAGCCUAUCUGGGAAAAAUCAACUAAGGACUGCCAAGGAGGAAAACAUCCCCCUAGUGUUAAAGGAAAUCAGGGAAGAAUUAGUCCGAAAACUAAAAAAAGUAACGGGCGAAAAGAAGGCAAAACUAAGCAAGACAACACGGGCACAACAGGAACAAGAGUCAGCUCCAGCCUAACUCUAACUGUUCUGGACAUCAACGUUUAUUCUUAGAACACAAAGGAAUGGCCACUUGGACUUUUCGUUUCAAAUCAUGCUAAGUUAUUGCCCCAGACCAUAGUCACUCACUGGUCCUGAUUUCAAAGUCUUGUCAUUUUCAUUUGCCAUUGUCACUGUGAAAAACUGAACUUCAACAGCACAAGACGUUUACUAAAUGAAUACAGAUAAAGGUAGAACUAACCUUUUACGGAAUGUCGGGCUUUAUAAAGAGACGAAGUGGAUUUUACAAGAAUUCUCAUCAAACAUACAGGGAUGGUAACCAGCCAUGGGUUAACGAAUAUGGAGGGAGACAAAAACAAGAAAGAAGGUCAGGCAAGAAACAAACUGUGCUCAAACCAGAAGCAAAGCAGUCAAGGUGCUAGUCCCACCCAGGGCUUGAGUACUCAGCCCAGUAAUCAUGGGGCCAAUGGCGGUGCAACGGCUAGCAGUGGUGGUGCAGCUCUAGCGUGUGCUGAAUUUCUACCCAGCUCUCAGCCGGCAUCACCAUCUCACGACCGGAGUGAUCCAGUCCCUUCACCUCGAGAACAUAUGGUGUCCAUGCAGACAUCGGCUCCCCCACGAGAUCACCGACACUCGCUGAAUGGUGUGGGUCCUGCUAACAGCGCCACUCUGGCAGGCUCACCGGUGAAUGCAGUUGUCAAGGCAUCGAGCACGGGUACUCUGUCGUCGUCACCUCCUCGCUACCACGUCCCGUACUUGCACACCAACAAGAGAGAUUCGAUGGCUGCGGCAGAUUUCUUGACCACGUUUCCAAGUAUGACCGGAAGUGGACCAUGUCUAGGGAACAACAGUUUGCUACUAGGUACCACCUGCAGUGCCAACUCCAUCAAAACUGCGAAUGGAGGAUCAGAUGCUGAGUCUUUGCCAAGUACUCAGUUUUUGUUUCCUCCUUUGGUUUCCUCACCAUUGAGUUCAACGCCUCCACAGAAUCAAAACCAAGCUUCCUAUAACUGGCAAGCCACAAAGACCAGCGUGAAAGACAGGCUCACUUACUUGUACAACACUGAUACAAUGACAGACAUUCAGUUUCAGGUUGGAAAACCACCAGCUCAUCAGCUUAUUUCUGCUCACAAGUUUGUUCUGUCGAUCGGCAGUGCUGUUUUUGAUGCCUUGUUCAACGGUCGACUGGCUACAAGUGAAAGUGUGAUAGACAUCCCUGAUGUAGAACCAGCGGCUUUUGCUGCUCUCCUCAGGUUUCUGUACACAGAUGAGGUUCAGAUUGGCCCAGAGACUGUGAUGACCACGCUGUACACGGCAAAGAAGUAUGCGGUUCCUGCUUUAGAGAGGGCUUGUGUGGAGUUCCUCAAGCGCAAUCUCAGUCCCGACAACGCAUUUAUGCUGCUGACACAGGCUCGCUUGUUCGACGAACCCCAGCUGGCAGCAUUGUGUCUGGAGACGAUUGACAAGAACACUAGUGAGGCUCUGGCCGCUGAUGGCUUCACCGAUAUUGAUCUCGACACUCUCUGUGUUGUCCUGGAGAGAGACACUCUGGGCAUCCGAGAAUGUAAGCUGUUCUCAGCUGUGUGCAGAUGGGCAGAGGCAGAGUGUGUGAGGCAGAACUUUCCCCUGACAAGUGAAAAUCAGAGACAUGUGUUAGCCCGUGCGUUGCGUCUGAUUCGCUUUCCCCUGAUGACGGUGGAAGAGUUUGCCAUGGGCUCGGCACAGAGUGGCAUCCUAGAGGACCGGGAAGUGGUGGAGCUUUUUCUCUACUUCACGGUGAACCCCAAGCCCAGCAUCAGCUUCCUGGAUGUGCCACGGUGCUGCCUGACGGGCAAGGAGCAGGUGGUGUCGCGCUUCUGCCAGAUUGAGAGUCGGUGGGGCUACAGCGGCACAAGUGACAGGAUCAGGUUUAUGGUGAAUCGCAGAAUUUUUGUUGUUGGCUUUGGGUUGUAUGGAAGUAUCCAUGGUCCCACUGAGUAUGCGGUCAAUAUACAGAUAAUCCACAUGGACUCUACAAAAGUGAUCGGCUCCAAUGACCCGACUUUUCAGUGUGAUGGCACGACCUCAACCUUCAGGGUGAUGUUUAAAGAACCAGUGGAGAUUCUACCCAACACCAGCUACAUUGCCUGUGCCACCCUGAAGGGUCCGGAUUCAUACUAUGGCUCAAAGGGUCUACGCAAAGUUACGCAUGAGUCUGUUUCCAGUGGGAAAGUUACAUUUCAGUUCACCUACGCAGCUGGAAAUAAUAAUGGUACCUCAGUAGAAGAUGGACAGAUCCCGGAAAUAAUAUUCUACACUUGAACACAGUGAUGUUUAUCAGACUAUAAUGAUCAAAAUAAAAUUUAUUAACUCAUAACCAUUCUAGUAUUAUGGCAGUCAAGUGUAAUUGAGAUUAUAAAUAUUUACAGAAACACACAUUACAUUACUUGAUUCUUUGGUUUAGACUCUAUAUAGAGUUCAUUUGAGUAGGAAUUGGUGGUCAAUGUCUAAAAUGAGAUUCCGUUUGUAGAACGGUCUUUUUUUCUGCAGAAAUCAUUUUCCUACUUUUCACUAGAAGUUUGGUGGUGUAUUACUGGCCGGGCUCUAACCAUGGGUGAUGUUGUUCUAAAACAUUCUGUCUUCACUUUUCAGUUUGCAAAGUAAGGACAAAUAUGGUCCAAUUUUCGUGGACUUGCAAUUUUUUUUUAGAAAGUCUGAUGGUUCGAUCACUCGUUUUUUUUGUUUUUUCGUUUUUUUUCCCCCUGUCGAAUAGGGAGAGUUACAUGACUGGAUUUAUGAAUUACCAGGUAGCUGGUGGAAUUUCUCUAAAACAUUGUAGGGUUUUCAUCAUACAGUAUUUGCUGUAUCUUUCCGAUAAUGCAACCAGAACAAAAAUUAUUGUUUUCCCAGUGUCUAGCUCUCUGUGAUGUGGAGGCAUAGAUCUUGAUAAAACAAAACAUAACCUUCG
Aplysia californica (California sea hare) is the source of this 3382-nucleotide messenger RNA. Its product is annotated as BTB/POZ domain-containing protein 1. The transcript has 8 exons. Bases 748 to 2736 code for a protein of 662 amino acids. Lineage: Eukaryota; Metazoa; Mollusca; Gastropoda; Aplysiida; Aplysiidae. Gene Ontology annotation, biological process: neurogenesis. Gene Ontology annotation, molecular function: protein binding. The record is from RefSeq and is a predicted model, not a curated record. Gene Ontology annotation, cellular component: P-body; cytosol.